This is a messenger RNA of Frieseomelitta varia, 2701 nucleotides long. RefSeq names its product rap1 GTPase-GDP dissociation stimulator 1-B (gene vimar). Gene Ontology annotation, molecular function: guanyl-nucleotide exchange factor activity; protein binding. Gene Ontology annotation, biological process: positive regulation of GTPase activity. The record is from RefSeq and is a predicted model, not a curated record. The coding region runs from base 185 to 2017 and encodes 610 amino acids. The transcript has 10 exons. NCBI's taxonomy places the organism in Eukaryota, Metazoa, Arthropoda, Insecta, Hymenoptera, Apidae. Gene Ontology annotation, cellular component: cytosol.
GACAGCGUGUGAAAUUGCGUUAAAAUUUCUCUAGUUAUUUCGCUGCGGAAAAUUUAACUUUCUUAUCUAACGAUUUGCAAUUUAUGGAAGUUUCUUUAAAGAUGUUCCUUUCGGGUUAAAUAAACUUUUCUGUCAAUUUUUAGUAGGGAGUUCCAUUUGUAUAAAAUUUGAAAUUAAAGGAGAAAUGAUGGAAGAAGAAUUGAAGGAUAGUAUUGAUAAACUAGUUGAAGAACUACGGUUCUUGGUAAAAUCUGAGAAAAAAAUUGAGGAUAUCAACCAAGUGUUAGAUUCUAUUGUUAAUGUUAGCAAAACUUCUAUUGAAGAGGGUACUGAGUUUACUAUAGAUGAUGUUUUUUUAACUUUACUGUGCCAUGAAUCUAAAGAAAUUAUUGCAAAGACUGCAAAAGCAAUUGCUGAAAUUGCAAAAAGUGAAAAAGGAAGAGAAAAAUGCACUAGCACAGAUUUGGUAAAUGCAUUAUUAGAUCUGUUGAAAGAAGAUCAUAUUGAUGUAUUGACACAGACUUCCAGAGCUUUGGGGAAUAUUUGUUAUGAGAAUGAAAAUGGUAAAAAGUUUGUUGAGGACAAAAAUGGAUUGAUAUCGAUUCUGGCAGUAUUGGAAAAAAGUAUUACAUUGAAAGAUGUAGAAGGUGUACCAUUUCUUCGCAAUGUUGCUGCAGGACUUUUGCUAAACUUUCUUGACCAACCAUCUCUUCAUAUAGAGGCAUUGAAACAAGAAGUAGUACCAAUUAUCUGUAGUAUUUUAGAAAUCGAUGGAAGUACAGGUGGAGAGGCUGCAAUGCAUUCUCUUUUGAUACUAGGAAUAUUAAAUGAUGCUAAUAUAAUAUUUUUAGACGAAAGGCUUACACAAAUUUUAGUAAAUAUUUUGUCCACUUAUACGUCAUCAGAACUUUCUGAAACGUGUUUAGAACUUCUUCAUGGGCAAGCAGAAGAUGAGAAUGCAAAGUUGCUUCUUGCCAAAGCAGGUGUUUGUGAAUUAUUGUUAAAAUUAUUGGAAAAGCAUAGUCCAUAUUGUACAGAUGAAGAAACAAGAUCUGUGUUGAAGAUUGCUUGUAAUUUAAUUAUUCUUAUAUUAAUUGGAGAUGAUAGUAUGAACUAUCUAUACGAUCAGAGUAAUGGUAUUGCAUAUAAAAAACUAGUUGAGUGGCUUGAAAGCGAAGAUAAAGAUUUACAAAUUACAGCUGUACUGGCAAUGGGCAAUUUUGCACGUACAGAUACUCACUGCAAACUCAUGGUUGCACAAGGUGUUCACCGUAAUCUUCUGAAACUACUUCAAAAAAAUAAUACAGACGUCGCUGAUAUAAGAUCUCAACAUGCAUUACUCAGCGCUUUGAGAAAUCUUGUUAUUCCUGCGGAUAAUAAACCUGUAAUAUUAAAAGAUGGAUUAAUAGAUGUCUUAUACUCUAUGUUGAAUGUUUCAUCUUAUUCAGUUGUAUUUAAACUACUGGGCACUUUAAGGAUUGUCAUUGAUGGUCAAAGCGAAGCGGCCAUUGAGUUAGGAAAAAGAGAUGGUUUAAUGAAAAAGGUUGUCAAUUGGUGCGAAGUUGAGGAACAUCCUGGAGUUCAGGGCGAAGCAAAUCGUUUAAUUGCUUGGUUGAUUAAUAAUAGCAGAAAUAAAGAAAUAGCAUUUUUGGCAAUGGAGCAUGGAGCUGUGAAAUGUCUAAUUAAAAUGUUAACAGCACCACAUAUUUUAAUGCUAAAUGAAGCUUUAAUCAGCUUGAUGAUAUUGACUGCAACUUCCUUGGUUGAAUGUGAGAGUCUUCUUGUCAAGGAUGAUAUAGGAGAGAAACUUUGCAAACUCUUUAGUACUUCAAAUAAUUUAGAAGUAUCAAUUUUGCAUAAUGUUUUAAGUCUGGUAGAUAAUAUUCUUAAAUCAGAUGCCUUAAAAGAACAUCUGCGGAAAACUGAUUUAAUAACAUUAUGUCAAGAAACAAAUUUAAUCAAAGAAGAACCAAAACUUUAUGAGAAAUUGGAAAAAAUUCGUGAAAAAAUUGUAUAAUGUAUAAGUAUCAGGGAAAAAGCAGAAUUUGGAAACUUAUAAUUAUAAAUAUAUAUGAGACAAACAAACAUCUAAAAUAUAAAACAUUUUUUAAUUAAAUGAAAAUAAUUCUUCCUAUUCUUGUCUAAUGAUCAAAAUGAUGCCAAUAUAACAUCAAUAUACAUUACAGUUUAUACGCAUAAUGAAAUUAUCAUCAAAAAAUCAUACAAUAUAAUAAUUUUUAACAUUUUUCAGUUUUAAUAUUUUUCUGAUUGUACAUUUUUCUGUUAUAGAUGUACUUCCCGCAUACAUAUACGUGUAAAAUUAUUUUGUAUUAAAAGUCAUAGUUCUCAAACAUUUGACGUGUAUAUGUAAUAUAUACAUAUGAUGUAGAAAAUUAGUUUAAAAUUACUUCUCAAAAUUAACUUUACUAUUUGUUGUAAUGUGAAGAAUAUUCAUCGGUAUCUCAACUUGUUUAUUAAACAACUAACAUAAAGAUUACUAAUUAUUUAGUACAUGUAUCUAUGUAUAAUUAUUUUUUAUUUAAUCUAAAUGUGAUCAUUUUCUUAUAAAAAAAAAGGAAACAGAUAUUAUAAAUUUUUGAACAUGUGUACCAAUGUAAGUACAUAGGUUUAAGAAACUGACCAAAUAAUAUAUUUUAUGUAAUUAAUUAAUAAUAAAUUUACAGAUUAUAAUUUCUGAUAA